This is a messenger RNA of Prorocentrum cordatum, 1734 nucleotides long. The record is from the annotation of a GenBank genome assembly. NCBI's taxonomy places the organism in Eukaryota, Dinophyceae, Prorocentrales, Prorocentraceae.
GACCGCCACAAGACCUUCGUUGAUGACGUGUUCAUUGCGACGGCCAGGGUCGGGGAGGGUGGGAAGGCAGAGGAUGCGUUCGAGUGCUUCGGUUGCACUGACUGCGUGGACUUCGCCAGCCGCAACCUUCCAGGGUGCGCGUUUGCGGACGUCGUCCGCGACAAGAAGGAGGGCGAUAAUUUCGCCCAGGAGAUGGAUGGGGCCAUGAACAUAGGCGAGAGCGACGAGGCGCCCUUCGGCAUCGAGGCUGGCGAGGGCUCGCAGAUAGGCGGCACCCUCUUCGAGGACUACCUUGCGCCCAACCACCACCAGGUCGUGUCGACGUGGAAGAAGACGCCGAAGCAGUUGCGCCUCAGGCCCCUGAAGUGGCGCGGUCGGAACGGCGUUGAGACCACGGUGUACCACAUCAAGGAGAACGACAACAGUUGGCCGAGGCUCCGCUUGCACAGCGAGUCGUUCGACUACGUGAUGCAGAACUUGAUGCAGAAUGGCAUGGGUUGCUUCGCCUCGCAGCCCGACAGGGUGACGGCCGCCCAGGCUCGGGACACGAGCAAUCCGAGGCGCGCUUUCUCGACCAUCCGGCUGCCGACCGUGGGCGCCGUCAACGACAGGAGCGCGGAGUUGGGCGGCGGCAGGGUUCAGCUGACGGACGUCUCGCCCCGCGCUGCUGGCCGCGUGCGGGUCAGCGAAGUACCUCCCGCGCUGGCGCCCUCCCCCAGGGGUUCUGGGGCAUGGGUGCAAAGCGGCUCAGGGUCAGGGAAUCCUCCAGCUUUGGCCAUCGGCGACGUGCCUGACCACGAACGAGAGGAGGGCGUCGAGGACGACGACGAGGACUUCGAGGUCCCGAGGGAUGGCACAGCGUGCUACGUCGACUCGGCGGUCUCGGGCACGGGCCGCGCGCCUCAGCUUUCGCCUACCAGCGAGAGGGGCCCAAGGACGCCUGGCAGCUUGCUUCGCGGCAGCAGCGGCACGGUGCUUCCCUCUGGGGGCCGCUAUGGCAUUCCUUCGGAUAUCCAGAAUACCUCGAACGAGUUCCAGAAGGGUACCUCCGAGCAUUGGAUUCACGACCUGAACUUGACAUGCAUCAUGGCUGGAGAUCGAAUGGAGACGCUCCAUCCAGAUACCUUGAACAAACACAUGGCGGAGCUCACGGAGGCAGGGGCGGUGAUCCCUGCAGCCGUUCAGCUCAAACUUGUCAAGUACGGGGGGAAAAAGGAUUACGACGUCUGGAGCAAGGGCCAGGCGAGACUUCCCAGCAGCAGCAAGGCAUCCGUGUUCGUCGAGGAGGUGCUGAUCUCCUGCCUCAUCCCGCUCAUUCUGGGCGACGCCCCUAUGGAGCGACAGGUCCUCGACUUCAUCGAGACGGCCUUGGUAUUCUUCCAGCUCCCCGAGGAAUGCGACAUCUCCGAGGAUUGCGCUCAGGCCAUUGUCGAGGUCAAGCAGAUAUGCGAGCCGAUCCAGACGGCAGCCUCGAAAACCAUCGGGAAGUCCGCGCAGAAAGACACCUACACCGACAUCGGCACCUUGCAGGCUGCUGGCGGCCAAGCAGGGGCCGCAGACGCUUGGGCGCAGGUCGGGGCUGCUCUGGGGCAGUCGCCCCACUGGAAGACGCUCCUGAAGAACGUGAUCUCCAGGGAGAAGGUCUACCUGGAGCUGUCGCCUCUAGUCGCCCCGGACUUGUCCGAAGUCGAGGCUCUUUCGAAGACGAUUGAUGUGAAUGCCUUCCCAGUGCGG